Brassica napus (rape) is the source of this 1340-nucleotide messenger RNA. RefSeq lists its product as uncharacterized. The transcript is spliced from 2 exons. Bases 433 to 1104 code for a protein of 223 amino acids. Lineage: Eukaryota; Viridiplantae; Streptophyta; Magnoliopsida; Brassicales; Brassicaceae. The record is from RefSeq and is a predicted model, not a curated record.
AAAGUGGACAUUCCUUUAUUUCUCACUUAGUAUUUUUUUGUUGAAAAAUAAUAAUGUAUUCUUAAGAUGUCUUUUUAGAGGAAUUUUUUUAUUUUAUUUUUGCUUGUAUAGUUGUAUAUAAUUAGUUGUUAACUUUCAUGUGUCUGUUGUCUUUUUAUUUCUUUACUUCAUUUCCUAUGUAUAUUUUUGCCAUAUUUGUCAUCUUUUUGUCUUUGCGAUACUAUACAACUCACUGUACAGUAAUUUAUUCCAAGUAUUCGUUCAAAAUUUGUAAUAAUUUAUGCCACCAUGAUAUCUCCGUCGUAUCUUCGAAAUCAGUAGGAAUUAUUAUUUUAAAUGAAUUUAAAAAAGGGUUAAAUUCCAACCGCUCGGAGCGAUAUUUCAAAGUCUUAACACGAAUGCACAACGACCCUUUCCUUCAGUUCGACUUCAAUGGCGAAAACCGAGAAGAGAGCCAGAGAAAGAACCGUGUCUUCUUCGUAUUUUCUAGGAUGUUUUGGACUCUCCCGGAAAAUAUACUCCGACAAGGCGAAGGUUGCGGCGGAAGUGGGUUGCGAGAUGAAGAAGAAAAAGAAGCGAAGUCGGUGGCUUCUAUGUUCUAAGUUUCGCUCUAAGAACAGAGAGAUCAAACCGGUGCCGAUCGAGGAAACGGAGAUAACUACUUCAAGUGUAGAAGAUGAAACUGAUAAGGAGAAGCCCGUUUCACUGAUAAGUCGUAUCACUACUGAUCGUACGAAUGUUCUGGCUGAUGAUAAGGCCGUGAAUCAGGAAUCCAAAGAGACAAAACCGAAGGAGUUACGAGACGUAACCACCGACCGAUCAAAACCCAUUGAACUGUUGGCUUCCUCUAGAGAAGACACGCGUCCUGAACGAAUAUCCAUCAUGAACCCGUCUCGGGAAACAACCGGUUCACGGGUCAGAAAGUUUGACCCGGUUAUUGGAAUUUCGGUCAUUAUAUUGACGCUGGUGAUCAUGUUAGUUUGGGGUCGACUCUUUGCGAUUCUCUGUACAUCCGCUUGGUGUUAUUCUCUACCUCGUCUCAGAAACGUGGCCGCGUUGGUAAAACGCAGCGCUAGCGACGGUUCUGCACGUUUGAAUUCUUAGUCGUAUUAAAGAAAAGUCGUUUCGGACGUGUUUCUUGGACGGCAAAAUCCCGUUUCGUUGUAGUGACGAUCGAUCUCUUUUUUUAUUCGUUGUUUUCUAUAUAUUAUAAUUGUGUCAUCACUUUUUUUUAAGCGCUGGACCAUUGUCUCCGUUUUCGGUUGUGAAUGGAUACAUCAAAUGAAUAAUAUAUUGUCUGUGGUUUUUAUUUAGAAGUCAAUAUUUAGCAGCCUGUUAUA